Molecule: messenger RNA, 2298 nt
Organism: Schistocerca gregaria
Lineage: Eukaryota; Metazoa; Arthropoda; Insecta; Orthoptera; Acrididae
Product: collagen alpha-5(IV) chain-like
Exons: 4
Coding region: 1-2298 (765 amino acids)
Source: RefSeq, a predicted model, not a curated record
AUGCCUCUGACACCGCAUCCAGUAAUACCACUCACAGUGGAUGACACAGUGGUCAGUCAGGCCCAACUUGUCUGGCCAGGUGGUCCCCCCGUCAUCAGUGGUCCCCCCGUCAUCAGUGGUCCCCCCGGCAUCAGUGGUCCCCCCGGAAUCAGUGGUCCCCCCGGCAUCAGUGGUCCCCCCGGCAUCACUGGUCCCCCCGGCAUCACUGGUCCCCCCGGCAUCACUGGUCCCCCCGGCAUCACUGGUCCCCCCGGCAUCACUGGUCCCCCAGGCAUCACUGGUCCCCCGGCAUCAGUGGUCCCCCCGGCAUCAGUGGUCCCCCCGGCAUCAGUGGUCCCCCCGGCAUCAGUGGUCCCCCCGGCAUCAGUGGUCCCCCCGGCAUCAGUGGUCCCCCCGGCAUCAGUGGUCCCCCCGGCAUCAGUGGUCCCCCCGGCAUCAGUGGUCCCCCCGGCAUCAGUGGUCCCCCCGGCAUCAGUGGUCCCCCCCGGCAUCAGUGGUCCCCCGGCAUCAGUGGUCCCCCCGGCAUCAGUGGUCCCCCCGGCAUCAGUGGUCCCCCCGGCAUCAGUGGUCCCCCCGGCAUCAGUGGUCCCCCCGGCAUCAGUGGUCCCCCCGGCAUCAGUGGUCCCCCCGGCAUCAGUGGUCCCCCCGGCAUCAGUGGUCCCCCCGGCAUCAGUGGUGCCCCCGGCAUCAGUGGUCCCCCCCGGCAUCAGUGGUCCCCCCGGCAUCAGUGGUCCCCCCGGCAUCAGUGGUCCCCCCGGCAUCAGUGGUCCCCCGGCAUCAGUGGUCCCCCGGCAUCAGUGGUCCCCCCGGCAUCAGUGGUCCCCCCGGCAUCACUGGUCCCCCGGCAUCACUGGUCCCCCCGGCAUCAGUGGUCCCCCCGGCAUCACUGGUCCCCCCGGCAUCACUGGUCCCCCCGGCAUCACUGGUCCCCCCGGCAUCAGUGGUCCCCCCGGCAUCAGUGGUCCCCCCGGCAUCACUGGUCCCCCCGGCAUCACUGGUCCCCCCGCAUCAGUGGUCCCCCGGCAUCAGUGGUCCCCCGGCAUCAGUGGUCCCCCCGGCAUCACUGGUACCCCCGGCAUCAGUGGUCCCCCCGGAAUCAGUGGUCCCCCCGGCAUCAGUGGUCCCCCCGGCAUCAGUGGUCCCCCCGGCAUCAGUGGUCCCCCCCGGCAUCAGUGGUCCCCCGGCAUCAGUGGUCCCCCCGGCAUCAGUGGUCCCCCCGGCAUCAGUGGUCCCCCCGGCAUCAGUGGUCCCCCCGGCAUCAGUGGUCCCCCCGGCAUCAGUGGUCCCCCCGGCAUCAGUGGUCCCCCCGGCAUCACUGGUCCCCCCGGCAUCACUGGUCCCCCGGCAUCACUGGUCCCCCCGGCAUCACUGGUCCCCCCGGCAUCACUGGUCCCCCCGGCAUCACUGGUCCCCCCGGCAUCACUGGUCCCCCCGGCAUCACUGGUCCCCCCGGCAUCACUGGUCCCCCCGGCAUCACUGGUCCCCCCGGCAUCAGUGGUCCCCCCGGCAUCACUGGUCCCCCCGGCAUCACUGGUCCCCCCGCAUCAGUGGUCCCCCCGGCAUCAGUGGUCCCCCGGCAUCAGUGGUCCCCCCGGCAUCACUGGUACCCCCGGCAUCAGUGGUCCCCCCGGAAUCAGUGGUCCCCCCGGCAUCAGUGGUCCCCCCGGCAUCAGUGGUCCCCCCGGCAUCAGUGGUCCCCAACGGCAUCAGUGGUCCCCCGGCAUCACUGGUCCCCCCGGCAUCAGUGGUCCCCCCGGCAUCAGUGGUCCCCCCGGCAUCAGUGGUCCCCCCGGCAUCAGUGGUCCCCCCGGCAUCAGUGGUCCCCUCCGGCAUCAGUGGUCCCCCGGCAUCAGUGGUCCCCCCGGCAUCAGUGUGGAUGACAACCCCACAACAGUGGAUGACAACCCCACAACAGUGGAUGACAACCCCACAUCAGUGGAUGACAACCCCACAACAGUGGAUGACAACCCCACAACAGUGGACGACAACCCCACAUCAGUGGAUGACAACCCCACAUCAGUGGAUCACAACCCCACAUCAGUGGAUGACAACCCCACAACAGUGGAUGACAACCCCACAUCAGUGGAUGACAACCCCACAUCAGUGGAUGACAACCCCACAUCAGUGGAUGACAACCCCACAUCAGUGGAUGACAACCCCACAUCAGUGGAUGACAACCCCACAACAGUGGAUGACAACCCCACAUCACUUCGGUACUUCUGCGAAGGGCUCAGCAUCACCACCGACAACACUCUGCAUCCCACCCUGCGAGAAUCGCGCAACCAUCGCUCGCAGUGA